AAUCUAGCGCCGUCAGAGUUGAAAAAGUUGAGAAACAAGCAGAGGAAACAACGUAGAAAGGCGGAGCUGGAGCGGCAGCAGGCUGCCCAAGCGCAAGAGAAGAAAGAACAGCACAACAAGUCACGGCAACAAACCGAUCCCGAUUUAGAACAGCCUACGCUAGACGAACUUAUACCGGAGAAACUGGAAAGGGUCGAGGAUCCUCUCGAGCAGGCAAUCAAAUUUCUACAACCUUUGCAAGACCUGGCAUCAGAUAGAAUAGAAACGCAUCUCAUGGCGUUUGAAAUAUACAUUCGUAAAGGUCGUACGUUGCUGAUGUUAAGGUCGAUAAAACGUGCACACGGUCUGAAUCCCAACAAUCCGGACCUGCAUACGUGUCUAGUACGUUUCAUGUUGUACAUUAACCGGUCGCCGUUGGAUGGGCCAGUAGGCGAGGUAGUGAAACGUCAAACCGCAGGCAUCUACUCGACAUCGACGGCCACUCAGCUGAACGCGGAAUUCCUAAAGAAGAAUCGAAACUCACUGCCGCAUCUGCUCCAGGGCGCGAAGAUACUGUACGUCCUGGACCCGUCCGCUCAAACGAAAGCUCUCUCACUCGUCACAAGCAUUGAUGAUCUCGAAGGUGUAACACUGCAGAAUUGUACAAAGGUACUGGAGUCGUUGCGUAACGGUGACUUUGGCCACUGUGACUCGACGAUCGCCGACUAUAUGACUAAAUGUCACAAGUACUUUCCAUACGCGACCGCUUUUCGACCGUCGGAAACGAAGGUGACCGUGACGAUCAAACAUCAAGAGAAAGAGAACUCCAUCAAGAAC
Messenger RNA from Heterotrigona itama, 816 nucleotides. The record is from the annotation of a GenBank genome assembly. NCBI's taxonomy places the organism in Eukaryota, Metazoa, Arthropoda, Insecta, Hymenoptera, Apidae.